AUGACAUCAUCUUCAAACGUGUUUGGCGAGAAAGCCUCAAUUUUCGUUUCUAUUAUUGCAACGUUUAUUGGCUUGUCAUUAAGCAUUACUGCUAUACUGCUACCAUCAUGGCAGGUGGUAAAUUUGCGGGAAUAUAAUUCGAUUCACGAGCAUGGUCUGUGGUUGGACUGUAGAAGACAUAGUAGAGAUAGUAAUGCCAACGUACUUCUCAGAAGGUACACAACAAAUACGGAACCUUUGAACUGUGUUUAUAAAUUUGACUACGACAAAUAUUCAGGCACUUUUGAUUUGGAAGAUGAUAAUAGUCCUGUUGGAGAAGUAAACAGGCACAAGUUUUAUGGUUGGCAUACAGCAACUUUAAUUUUAUUAGCGCUGGCACUGUUGACGUCGUUCUUAUCUGUAUGUCUAGGUUUGUCUGCGUGUUGUUACAGUUCACUGGCGCUGAUCGUCACGGGUGUAACUCUAAUGACAACAUUUUUGUCUGUAAUAGCUGAAGGACUAUUCUUUUUCUAUUCACAUCGUGCCGAUGUUCGCUUUAUCAAGGGUAUUGUCAGUACAUACGAGCAGCGAGUUGGCUUGGCAUUUUUUCUGCAGAUGGCCGCAUGUGCAUGUCAUUUUCUUGCAUUUCUCGUUUCACUGGUAUUUAUAUAUUUUGCAUGGACUGGUAAAAGCGAUGCUAGUGAUCGAUAUAGUUUUAAUCGAGGCUCAAAGUUAAAUGUAGCAAGUAUGGGAAGAUCGUUGGAAUUUGAACCACAAAUGAUAUAUCAGCAAAAUGUGGCACCCACUGGAAUUCGCCCACCUCAUUAUAUGAAACAUCAAGAACAGUACGACAAAAAUAUCGCUGGAAGUACUCCUGAGUUAGGGACAAGACAGUUAUCUGCCGAAUUCUUUGGACAAAAAGUAAGACGAAAAAGUGAAACCUGUGUUUAA
Messenger RNA from Brugia malayi, 930 nucleotides. RefSeq lists its product as uncharacterized. The record is from RefSeq and is a predicted model, not a curated record. The coding region runs from base 1 to 930 and encodes 309 amino acids. NCBI's taxonomy places the organism in Eukaryota, Metazoa, Nematoda, Chromadorea, Rhabditida, Onchocercidae. Gene Ontology annotation, cellular component: plasma membrane. The transcript is spliced from 7 exons.